Messenger RNA from Adineta steineri, 900 nucleotides. The record is from the annotation of a GenBank genome assembly. NCBI's taxonomy places the organism in Eukaryota, Metazoa, Rotifera, Eurotatoria, Adinetida, Adinetidae.
AUGAACAAAGGAGAAUCAACAACAAAUGUAUCUACAGUUUCAAAAGGUGCAGAAGGUCGUCAACGUAUCAAUAUCCAACAGGUGCAAAGUGUUCUUCUAAUCUGGUUAGACAGCAACAUUGACGAAACAAAUGAUGAUUGUCAAAAUACAAUCACAAAAUUACGAUGUGCUGUUAAUGACAUCAAUACAUAUACAAAUGGUGAUGAAUGCCUUGAAUUUAUUCAAACCAUCAUCGACAAAAAGGUAUGCAUGAUCAUAUCUGGAUCACUUGGACAACAUUUUAUGCCUCGUGUGCACAAUAUGUCUCAAGUCGAUUCAAUGUUUAUCUUUUGUGGCAAUAAAAAAUAUCAUGAACAAUGGACCAAGGAUUGGCCCAAAAUAAAGGGUGUCUUCACAGAUAUUACACCCAUCUGUGAAGCACUAAAAGAAGCUGCCCAUCAAUGUGAGCAGAAUGCCAUUCCCAUGAGUUUUGUGGGAACAAAUAAAAAGUUGGAUCAAUUAGAUCCUUCUUUUAUGUAUACUCAGAUCCUCAAGGAGAUCAUAUUAACCAUCAAGUUCGACCAGAAGCACAUCCAAGAUUAUUUUAACCACUGUUGUGAUGUUUUUGUCGAUAAUGAAGAAGAAAUGGUUAAUAUUAAACGAUUAGAAACUCAGUACUACAAGAAAACUCCAGUUUAUUGGUACACCUGUCAGAUGUUCUUGUAUCCGAUGCUCAAUCGUGCAUUACGAAUGAUGGAUGGUAAUAUCAUCACACAUAUGGGCUUCUUCAUUGGUGAUCUCCAUCGCCAAAUUGAACAACUACACAAGGAACAAUAUGCUAAUACAACUGCUGCUAACACCUUUACCGUUUAUCGUGGUCAAGGUUUAUCUACAGGAGAUUUUGAAAAAAUGAGCAAAACU